Messenger RNA from Carcharodon carcharias (great white shark), 2665 nucleotides. RefSeq names its product chemokine XC receptor 1-like. Gene Ontology annotation, cellular component: membrane. Gene Ontology annotation, biological process: G protein-coupled receptor signaling pathway; immune response; chemotaxis. Bases 211 to 1317 code for a protein of 368 amino acids. Gene Ontology annotation, molecular function: chemokine receptor activity. Lineage: Eukaryota; Metazoa; Chordata; Chondrichthyes; Lamniformes; Lamnidae. The record is from RefSeq and is a predicted model, not a curated record. The transcript has 3 exons.
CAAUUCCCAACAGCUCUCGAAAGAUCAUAAUCCUUACAGAUGAGAGGGGCAAUCAGCCCAACUUAAUUCAUCCAUCAAGUACCUGUGUGAAGAAGCAUCUCCUGAGGCAAACACUCGUAAGCUGGAGGUGUGAGCCGCCAUCAUAUUGAUUCAGUUUAUCGCGAAGACCAUUGUAUCACCAACCAACAUUUCCUGUGUUGAGCUAACACCAUGGAACAGCCAAAUUACAAUGAUACAUAUUAUGAUUAUAUUUAUGGUUACAAUCCAAACUCGACAGUGGAUUACAGCAAUUUUGUUCAUUUGUGUGAGAAUUUUGCUGUUAACUCAUUUGCAGCCAAGUUUACGCCAGUCUGGUACAGCCUAGCUUUCAUUCUUAGCCUGAUUGGGAGUACUCUGGUUCUGUGGAUCCUGGUAAGAUAUGAGAAGCUGAGCUGUGUAACAGACAUCUUAAUUUUGAAUCUCGUCACUUCCGAUUUGCUUUUUGCCUUCUCUCUCCCGUUCUGGGCUGUGGAUCAUACAUCUGGAUGGAUCUUCGGCAACGCCAUGUGCAAAAUAAUGAGUGCAACUUUUUUCAUCGCCUACUACAGUGGGAUCAUGCUGUUGACAUUGAUGACUGUCGACCGAUACUUUGCGGUGGUUCAUCCUCUGACCGCUGUCAGAUUCAGAAAGGUCCGCUACGCUGGGGCAGCUAGCUUAGCUGUUUGGGGAAUUAGUAUCUUCAUUACAAUCCCUGAGAUGAUCUUCUCCCAUACUGUACCUAAUGAGCAUGGAAGCUUCUGUGAAAUUAGCUACCCAUCCAAAAGUGCACAUAUAUGGCCACUGUUAGGAUGUUAUCAGCAAAAUCUUUUAUUCUUCUUAUUCCCCUUGGCUGUUAUUGUGUUCUGUUACUGUAGAAUUCUCAACACUGUCAUUAGAUGUAAAGCGAGGAAGAAAUACAAAACAGUGAAAGUUAUCUUUUGUAUUGUGGUGGUGUUCUUUCUGUGUUGGGCGCCUUACAAUGUAGUCAUCUUCCUGUUCUCUUUGGUCGAACUCCAAGUCCCAAAGUUCUCAACCUGUGAGAUGAAUAACCAUCUGACCUACGCGCUUUACAUUUCCCGGAACCUCGCUUAUUGCCACUGCUGUCUCAACCCCUUCUUUUAUGCUUUUGUGGGUACAAAGUUCAGGAAACAUUUAAUCAGGCUGCUGAGUAAAUGUUUCCCCUGUGUGAAAAUUUGCAAAGAAUACAGCAGCACCAAUACCACCACUAUCAAACACAACAGCUCCCAGAUUUGUUCAGAUAUCGACCUGCCCCUAAAUUUGACCAGGUUUGAAAUGUAGGCCCAAAAAUCUGCAGGCAUAAUUUAAUGGCUUGUUGGGGCAGAGCCUCCACCCGCCUCAUUACGUGGCCAUUAGAUGUAGGAGGGAGCAAGGCUGGGGCCUCUGAAUGUCAGAGUUCAUCAGUCUUGGGCCUUCACUGGAAUCCAGCUGAUGGUUAGUGUAGACAUGAGACAGGGCAUACCACCCCAAUGGUGGCAGGAGCCAGGCUCAACGGGGGUUCCACAUGCCAUGCUUGACAGCCUGGCCCUGCACAGACCCUGAAGAAAAAAAAUCCUGGUAAUUUGCAAAGGAAGGCUUUGAAUUUUCUUCCAAGGAGGUUACUUUACUUGUCUAACUAGGGCAAAACAUCUCAGCUCGGCUCAGCUCAGCUCUGCUCACCAGGCCUCUGCUGGUCCUCCCAGGGCUUCAAAAAUGGUUGGUGUCUGAGAAACAUCCCUAAUGAUAUGGGCAGCCACCAUAUAUAGAGAAAUUAGGGAAGCAUCUCAGAAUGUUCAGCAGGGUUGUCAAAAAAGACUCCUGGCAGCACAAUCCAAGGGUAAGUGUCUAGAUUGCUGGCACCAUGGUUUUAUAGCCCCACUGGUAUUGAAGGAGAGGGCCUGAUAGCACACCCACAUUGUCAGAAUAGAUCAGCCUAACAAUCCCUGUGUCAACAGCAUGGGUCGAUCCGGUAAUACCUUGCUCCCAAAAUACGUCAGUCUGAUACCUCGUCCUCACCAGAAUGGGUCAGUCUGACAAUCCCACCUUCACCAGAAUGGGUCAGCCCAACAUCUUCCCUUACCAAACUUUGACAAUUCCCUUCACCAGAAAUGGGUUGGCCUGAUAUUCCCCAUUACUCGAAUGGGUUGCUCUGACAAUCCCACCCUCAGCAGAAUGUGUCAGUCCGACAACAACCCUCCCCCACCCCUCAUGGCUCAGCUGACAACCCCAUUCUCACAAGGAAACCUAUUCCUAAUAUCUGAGUACAGUCAGAUUAUAAUUUUGUACAUAUUGCGUGAGUUGGUUUUCUAUUUUAUGCUCUUUAAAUCAAAUUAUAUUAGGUUGUACAUGUAAAAUGCAUGGAAUAAAAAAAUUGAAUUUGCUGCACCUCAGCAAAAACAGUACCUGAAAAUAUGGAAAGCUAUAAGGUGUUAAAAUUGUGUUAAAUUUUCUGAGUACCAGCAGCAAGUUACUCAUUCAGUGCCAUUAUAAACUGGACUAACAUUGCACAAGUUUCAGGUACAUGAUGGCACUGCUGAAAUAUCUCACUGCUUCCACUGUCUCAGAAAACUGAAAUGUUAUAUCAAUGUAAAUCAUGUUAUUGAAUGUUAUACUUUUAGAAAUGGAAUGCAAUAAAAUAAUUAUCUGAAAA